AUAGCCUGAGACGCCCCGGCCAACCCAGCCCAGCCCACGUUGCUGCGAGAUUGAAAUGCAGAACUUAAGUCUCCUGCAUCGGGAAAGUGACUUCCGUGGGGUCCUUUUCUUGACACCCUCGCCGUCUCCCACGGUGGAAACCGGAGGCAGCCGGGGCCUUCUCCAGCGCGGAUCGCGGGAGGCCGGGCGAGACCGACUCAGUCGCCUCGUUUUCUUCGGGGACUUUAACGAAGUCGCCCGCUCGGUGUCCUGACUGGAGCCAUGGAGCCAGCCUUCGGGGAGGUAAACCAGCUCGGCGGGGUCUUUGUCAACGGGCGCCCCUUGCCCAACGCCAUCCGGCUCCGGAUUGUGGAACUAGCCCAGCUGGGCAUCCGACCGUGUGACAUCAGCCGGCAACUCCGCGUCUCCCACGGCUGUGUCAGCAAGAUCCUGGCGCGCUACAACGAGACCGGCUCCAUCUUACCGGGGGCCAUCGGAGGCAGCAAGCCGCGGGUCACCACGCCGACGGUGGUGAAACAUAUCCGGACCUACAAACAAAGGGACCCCGGCAUAUUUGCCUGGGAGAUCCGGGAUCGGCUGCUGGCCGACGGCGUGUGCGACAAGUAUAACGUGCCCUCGGUCAGCUCCAUCAGCCGGAUCCUGCGCAACAAGAUCGGGAACCUCUCGCAGCAAAGUCACUACGAAUCCUACAAGCAGCACCAGACGGCUCCGCAGCCUACCCUGCCUUACAACCACAUCUACUCCUACCCGAGCCCCAUCGCUGCGGCGGGGGCCAAGGUGCCCACGCCACCGGGCGUGCCAACCAUCCACAGCGCCGUCCAUAUGCCUCGGACCUGGCCCUCCUCCCACUCCGUCACCGACAUUUUAGGAAUCAGGUCCAUAACCGACCAAGUGAGCGACAGCUCGCCCUACCACAGCCCCAAGGUGGAAGAGUGGAGCAGCCUGAGCAGAAGCGGCUUCGCGGCCACGGCCCAGCACGUUGCGGUGAACGGGCUCGACAAGAACUCCUUGGAACAGGAGGCCAAAUACAGUCAGGCACCAAGUUGUCUUCCCACUGUUGGAAGUUUUGUCUCUGCACCGACAAUGGCGCCUUAUCCUACAGCAGCGCAGGUCUCUCCGUAUAUGGCGUACAGUGCUGCUCCUUCUGGUUACGUAGCUGGUCACGGCUGGCAGCAUGCUGGAGGUACUCCACUGUCGCCCCACAACUGUGACAUCCCUGCGUCGCUGGCUUUCAAGGGUAUGCAGACAGCCAGAGAAGGUAGUCACUCCAUCGCAGCCUCUGCCCUCUGAUAUCAGAAACGUGGCAGAACAAUUUCAAUCCAGCUCUUUCCCUUACCCUAGAAUUCCUUCUCACAGAUGGACCUUGCAGGCUGGCGACAUUUGAAAUGUUUUUCUCCCUUAAAAAUUAAUCCUUGGGGUUCAGUAAGUGUAAAUAAUGUAAGAAAGUGACAAAUGUGUUGCUGCCCCUUGCACUGUUUUGCCUAAAGAUCUUACAACCCUCAGAGGGCUUGUUGUGUGACUAUUCAUUGGUGAAACCACACAUAUUUAUUCUAAAUCAACAGGACUGUCUCAAACGUGCAAUUGUUUCAGAUUUGUGAAAAACCUGUCAAGGAAAACCAGUAGAUAAGGCUACAAUUCUAACUGAGAAAUGCGACCAAAAAUAGAAGCUCUCUUCUGGAUCACUCAAUAGUUCUUCUUCUUCUUGAAAAAAAUUGUAUGGACAAAUGAACAACAAUUUUGGUUAACCAUUGACUUUUUAUAGUAACAAAUGAUAGAACCAAAUGAAUGCACGGCUCUUUUAUUUAUCCUGUAUUUUAUUGUGAUUACAAAGGCAGUAAUACUUUUGUUUUCUAUAUGUAAAUAUGGUCCUUGGUCAUAAUUUGUGUGUCCACUACUCAAAUUUCCAUUUUCUUUUUGUUGGUAAAAGGUGACACCCUAGCCAUUUGCUGUUUUGUUUCUUGACAAUGGCCUUUACCUUAAAUGAUUCAAGUUUAGACAGUUCCUUUGAGUACAUUUUGGGCACAAGGUGGAGGCACCUGCAUCUCAUGAAAAGCAUUUUGUUUCUUCAGCAGAGAACUUAAAGUGACCCACUUCAAUUCCACUGGGUUGGAUUCAGAGUGUCCCUUCUGCAAAUAAUGGAAGGACUCUUGCCAUUGGCAGAAGAGACUAAAUCCAACAGAGGUUCUGCUGUAGAAAGGGGGGAAAGCCAUUUUCCCCAAUUUCUCCUUUUCCCUGUAGCCCCCAAAGCCAUGUCCUACACUUUCAGAGGGUCUCCCACAACUCUGGAACAUCCUUUCAAGGGGUCCAGGGGGAAGGAGGGAUUAGUAAAUAUGGCAUCUCCCUCCCCUCCAUUACUCCAGUAGAAGUGUCUUGUGUUCUCACACAAACUCUGGAUCUAACUCACUGAUUUCAAUAGCACUUGAGUGUGACUAGCGUUCUCUGGAUUAGGGCUGAUUAAAGUUUUCCUUAUGGUACCCAAUCUCCUAAAAUCAUAUCAUCAAACUAAUAUGAAAGAGACAUGGAUGGAAAGGACCUGAACAAAAUGGAAGCUUGCAUUUAAUGUGAAAUUUUGUGCAGAGAUUUUUAAUAAGCCAAGGGCACAAUCCACCAAGCAGUUCUCCUGCCCAAGCAUGGUAGAGUUCUUGUGCACCUCCCAUUCAUUUCAGUGAGUGCUUGUGCAGGAGGUAGGUGAGUUAUGCCCCAUGUUAACAAAACCACUGUGAAAGAAAAUUGUACUGUAAAUUUGUUGGCUUACCUGUGUUCAGUAAUUCCAGCCCAAAACUUUAUGUUGUCAUUUAAAAGAGCAAAGCAAAAAAAGUUGUCUUAAAUUCCUGCUUUAUUGAAUGUAAAAAGAAAAAAGAAAAAGACUUUCAGUAAAGUUUACAUUAUUGUACAUAAGCAUGUUUCAUUCAUAGGCAUAUUGGUGGCGGUACUACAGAUAUUAUUUAUAGUGUUAACAAAAUUCCAUUUUUGCAUUUCUGUAUCACGCAUCAUUUCAUGGUCAUUUGGAUCCCGAUUGCUCUCUUUCAAUCUUUCCCCUUAACAGUAUAAUCUCUUCAAGAUGGCCUGUUUUCCUUGGACAAUAAUAAAGUUGUGAAUAUAGUUUCAGAAAGCCUCCUCAAGCUUGCAGAUGUGUGCUGAAGAUUAACCACGAAAAGAUUUGAAAAUUGACAUAUUUCCUAGCAUUAUAAAAUAUUAAUAUAUUAUGUAUUUUUGUAAGUCUAGUGCAAUAAUGUAAAAACAUCAUUCAAUACAGAUUUUGAAAAACUGCUUUAAUAAAAUUAUCUCCGUUU
Molecule: messenger RNA, 3293 nt
Organism: Rhineura floridana
Lineage: Eukaryota; Metazoa; Chordata; Lepidosauria; Squamata; Rhineuridae
Gene: PAX9
Product: paired box 9
Exons: 4
Coding region: 262-1290 (342 amino acids)
Biological process (GO): regulation of transcription by RNA polymerase II; anatomical structure development
Molecular function (GO): DNA-binding transcription factor activity, RNA polymerase II-specific; RNA polymerase II cis-regulatory region sequence-specific DNA binding
Source: RefSeq, a predicted model, not a curated record